Molecule: messenger RNA, 1586 nt
Organism: Tachyglossus aculeatus (Australian echidna)
Lineage: Eukaryota; Metazoa; Chordata; Mammalia; Monotremata; Tachyglossidae
Gene: SYNGR1
Product: synaptogyrin 1
Exons: 4
Coding region: 539-1240 (233 amino acids)
Cellular component (GO): synaptic vesicle membrane; neuromuscular junction
Source: RefSeq, a predicted model, not a curated record
CGGCAAAGGGCGCAUGCGCCCGGAGCAACGCGAGGCAAGGGAGCGCGUGUCGGGAAAGGGCGCAUGCGCCCUGAAUGAAUGAAUAGUCGGGCCGCCGCCGCCUGAGCCAAGAACGCGCGCCGGGAAAGGGCGCAUGCGCCCGGAGGUCCGCGAGGCUGGGGCGCGCGCCCCGCAAGGGAGCACGCGCCCGAAGGUCCGCGAGGCAAGAGCGCAUGCGCCGUAGGGGCUACGCGGAGCGGCCCGGUCGCCGUGCCCACCUCGGUGGUUGCCUCAGCGGUGAGGGCGGCGGGGUUGGGGGCCCGGGGAAGGCGGCCAUGCCCAGCCGCCGGCCCGACUGAGGAGGCCUGCCCCUCCAGCCGCCGGCCCGCGCCCGGUAAAGCCUGGUGGAGCGGCCCUCGGCGCCCCCCGGCGCCCCUCGUGCCGCCGAGGCGGGCGGCGUUGGGCCCCCGGAGAGAGAGGCCCCCGGUGCCGCCGUGUGACCGGCCGCCGCCCCCGGCGGAGGAGGAAGAGGAGGAGGAGGGGGGGGGGCGCGCCCACCAUGGAAGGCGGGGGGGCCUACGGCGCCGGGAAAGCCGGGGGCGCCUUCGACCCCCACACCUUCAUCCGGCAGCCGCACACCGCCCUGCGCCUCCUCUCUUGGGUGUUCUCCAUCGUGGUCUUUGGCUCCAUCGUGAACGAGGGCUACUUGAACCACGCCUCCGAGAAAGAGGAGUUCUGCAUCUACAACCGCAACCCCGACGCCUGUAACUACGGGGUCACGGUGGGCGUCCUCUCCUUCCUCAGCUGCGUGGCGUACCUAGCACUGGACAUCUACUUCCCCCAGAUCAGCAGCGUCAAGGACCGCAAGAAGGCCGUGAUCUCCGACAUCGGGGUCUCGGCCCUGUGGGCGUUUCUCUGGUUCGUCGGCUUCUGCUUCCUAGCCAACCAGUGGCAGGUCUCCAAGCCCGAAGACAACCCUCUGAACGAGGGGACGGACGCCGCCCGGGCCGCCAUCGCCUUCUCCUUCUUCUCCAUCUUCACCUGGGUGGGCCAGGCAUUCCUGGCGUUCCAGCGGUACCGGAUCGGCGCCGACUCAGCCCUCUUCUCCCAAGACUACACGGACCCUAGUCAGGACGCCAGCGGGCCUUACGCACCCUACGCCAGCGAGCCAGAAGUGGGGCCCGCCGGCGGCGGCUCUUACCAGCAACCCGCCGACGCCUUCGAUGCCGAGACCCAGGGCUACCAGGCGCAGGGGUACUGAGACGGGGGGCGGGGGGAGACGACCUCUCUCCACUCUCCCCCAUCCCUCCGAGCGAGGGACAAUUGGGGUGUCCACAGGCAAGAGCCCCAGUCUUCCCCCCCAGCUGUUUGCAUUGAUUUAUUUAUUAUUAGAACAUAUAUUCUCCCCGAUUACCCCCUUAGGUGAAACGGUUUUGCCGGGUGUGACUCUGAGGGGAGGGGCUCCCUUCUUGGACCCUGGGUUCCCCGCAGACCGGCAGGGAGCACAUGGGGUUCGGGGGAUGGGGGGAGGCAGCGGGAACGACCCCAAGAAGAAGGCCGUAGUUGGGGAGAAAAUGUCCUCGCAGGCUCAGCCCGUGGGGUCAGAG